Astyanax mexicanus (Mexican tetra) is the source of this 1064-nucleotide messenger RNA. Its product is annotated as brorin. Gene Ontology annotation, molecular function: protein binding. Gene Ontology annotation, biological process: negative regulation of BMP signaling pathway. Bases 7 to 762 code for a protein of 251 amino acids. The record is from RefSeq and is a predicted model, not a curated record. Lineage: Eukaryota; Metazoa; Chordata; Actinopteri; Characiformes; Acestrorhamphidae. The transcript is spliced from 3 exons. Gene Ontology annotation, cellular component: AMPA glutamate receptor complex.
CAAAGCAUGCAAAAGCAGGGACCUGCAGCCAUGCACAGUCUGGCUCUGUGCAUUUGGAUCUUCUCUCUCCACACCACAGCUGAAUUCUCCUCCAGGUCUGAACUGGAGUAUGAGUUCGGCGACUACAGGGGCAGAUGGUGCAUUGAUGAGCAGGGCUUUGUGUACGGCAUUGGGGAGGUGUACCAGCCCAGCCCUGCUGCCUGCCCCUGCACGUGCACUGAAAACGGACCUGUGUGUUUCCGGCCAAAGUGCCCACGCAUUCAUCCCCGGUGCACUCGCGUCAGGUACCGAGCCUGCUGCCCUGUGUGUGAGGCCGUCAGCAAAGUGUGUGUGUACGGAGGCAAGACUUACAGACUGCUUGAGGAGUUUAAGUUAUCACGGUGUGAGAAGUGUCGCUGUGAGGCUAAUCGGGAGGUGUACUGCAGCAUAUCCGGCUGCCCUGCUCUGCACUGUGUGGAUCCCUCAUACGAAGCCAACCACUGCUGUCCUGUGUGUAAGAACGGUCCAAACUGCUUCGCUGGAAACCGCAUCAUCCCGGCCGGAGAGCGAGUGGAGAUUGACGAGCGGACCGUGUGCUACUGCACUUACCGUGACGGCACAUGGCAGACUCAGCCUCACGCCACCUGCGAGCCGAGCCAGCAGCCAGACGAGGAGGAUGCAUCCAAACAGAUGGAGGAGAGUGAGAGAGAAAGAGAGAGGGAGCGAGAGAGAGAGAAAGAGAGGCAGAGGGAGCUGUUGCCAAGGCUGGACGUCAUCCCAUGAGGGCAGGGGUUCUUUGGACAGGCCAAGAGAAAAGCAGGAGGUCCGGCAGAUGCCCGUGGCCAGGGUAAACACAACCUGCGUUGGGCCUGACUGCCAACGCUGACCUCUUCCACCUCCCUCUGAGCCGAGACACCUGCUGAAGCCAUGCACCUGUCCCAAAAUAUCCAGACACCUGCUCAUCCAACAUUUCUUUCACAGUCAAGGGUAUUAGAGGCCUCCAGCACUCAUGCCUUUAAAAAAAAAUGUGUUUGUUAAAUGGUUAAUCCCUCUUGGAUGACUAAUAAAAAGUAGGUCAAAUGUGA